CCGUCGCUCUGUUGGGUCGCAAUGGCUUCAUCUUCUUCACCGAAAACAACCAGAAAGCCUGGGAAAGGAAGGCGCAAGAUCGAGAUCAAGAAAGUGGAACAAACCAGUAAGCGUUUUGUCACAUUCUCGAAACGCAAAUUAGGCCUCUUCCGCAAAGCCGCCGAACUAUCCCUCCUCUGUGACUCCCAAAUCGCCGUCGUCGUCUUCUCUCAAUUCGGCAAGGUCUACACCUCCGGCUACCCCGACCCCGAUGCCGUCAUCCGCCGCUACCUCUCCGGUACCUCCUCCUUAUCCUCAGACCCUACGUCGGUCCAAGGUCCGGAAAGAGAAUCAGCGAUGUCGCCACUGAGGCGGGAAUACGAGGAGGCCAUGAAAGUGUUUGAGGAGGAGAAGAAAUCUCUGAAUUCUGGGAUUCUCGGGUCGGGCUACGGAUCCGAGUUCUGGUGGAAUCGUUCGGUUGGGGAGAUGGGUUUGGAGGAAGUAGUGCAGUUCAAGGAGCGCAUUGAAGAGUUGAGGCAGAAUGUGAUGGCCGCGGCGGAGAAGGAGAAGAAGAAAACUCAGCUGAUCGAUUUACCAUCGCCGCCGGUGACGACGGCGGAGUCUCUGUAUCUCUCUGUGUUGAUGAGCGACGACACGUUUGGGAUUGACCAGACAUGGGAAUGGGAUACUUUGAAUGCAAGCAUCAGUGGUGAUAGUUCUUCCAUGGUUCCGACCAGCAGCGAUGUGGGGCAUUAUUAA
Molecule: messenger RNA, 738 nt
Organism: Prosopis cineraria
Lineage: Eukaryota; Viridiplantae; Streptophyta; Magnoliopsida; Fabales; Fabaceae
Product: agamous-like MADS-box protein AGL61
Exons: 1
Coding region: 22-738 (238 amino acids)
Biological process (GO): regulation of transcription by RNA polymerase II
Molecular function (GO): protein dimerization activity; RNA polymerase II cis-regulatory region sequence-specific DNA binding; DNA-binding transcription factor activity, RNA polymerase II-specific
Source: RefSeq, a predicted model, not a curated record